Molecule: messenger RNA, 6804 nt
Organism: Gracilinanus agilis (Agile Gracile Mouse Opossum)
Lineage: Eukaryota; Metazoa; Chordata; Mammalia; Didelphimorphia; Didelphidae
Gene: HK2
Product: hexokinase 2
Exons: 18
Coding region: 591-3344 (917 amino acids)
Biological process (GO): intracellular glucose homeostasis; glycolytic process; glucose 6-phosphate metabolic process
Cellular component (GO): cytosol; mitochondrion
Molecular function (GO): D-glucose binding; ATP binding; fructokinase activity
Source: RefSeq, a predicted model, not a curated record
ACGAGACUUGAGAAAGAGCCGAGCCGGGGAGCGAAGAGACUCGGGAAGCGCUAGGGGAAUCCAGGCACGCGGGGAUCCUGGAGCGGCAGUUUUGCAUUCGAUGAAUUAAUUAGUCGCGCCGCCCAUCCUGAGUUUCACCAUCUAUCUGAUCUGUUGCUUCCUACGGGCCGGUGCUAUAGUUUGCUGAUCGGAGGCGCUCAGUUUGAGCCUGGCUUUUGUCGAGAUAUUUGGUGUCAGCCGAUUACUUAUUACUGGAGUAAUUUAUCUGUUUAACGAACGCUGCCCAUUCAGCUAAAACUUUUUUUUUUAGAUUGAGACCGCCAGACUUUAAACUUUUAACUCGUUCGCCUCCCGUUCCAUCCGUUUGCUCCAUCAUCUUUGUUCUACCGAUUCUUCCUCGAUUUGGGGCGUUCUGAGAGCGGAUUUUUGCCUCUGGUCCAGUUGCAGUUGGGCGCUUGGCACUUACCUGCCUCCACAAUCGGUUUCGUCCACGCGCAGCCCUUACCCAGCUAGACCCACGCCGCCUUCGUCUCCUCCCCACUUCUUGCUCAAACCAGGAUCCGACAAGCCCCGUUGGGAACAGCUGGAACAUGAUAGCUUCGCAUCUGCUCGCUUAUUUCUUCACAGAACUCAACCAUGACCAAGUGCAGAAGGUUGACCAGUAUCUCUAUCACAUGCGUCUCUCAGAUGAAACUCUUCAGGAGGUCUCUAAGCGGUUCCGAAAGGAGAUGGAGAAAGGGCUUGGGGCUGACACCCACCCCACGGCUUCUGUGAAAAUGCUGCCCACUUUUGUGAGGUCCACACCUGAUGGAACAGAAGAUGGAGACUUCCUUGCUCUGGACCUUGGAGGAACCAACUUCCGUGUACUGCGAGUAAAAGUUACAGACAAUGGCCUCCAGAAAGUAGAAAUGGAGAACCAGAUCUAUGCUAUUCCAGAGGACAUCAUGCGUGGCAGUGGGACCCAGCUAUUUGACCACAUUGCUGAAUGCCUAGCCAACUUCAUGGAAAAACUACAGAUCAAGAAUAAGAAACUCCCUUUGGGAUUUACCUUCUCAUUCCCAUGCCAUCAGACCAAACUGGAUGAGAGUUUCCUGGUUUCAUGGACUAAAGGGUUCAAAUCCAGUGGUGUGGAAGGGAGAGAUGUGGUAUCCCUGAUCCGGAAAGCCAUCCAAAGGCGAGGGGACUUUGACAUUGAUAUUGUAGCUGUGGUGAAUGACACUGUGGGGACCAUGAUGACCUGUGGCUAUGAUGAUCAAAACUGUGAGAUUGGCCUCAUUGUGGGAACUGGCACCAAUGCUUGCUAUAUGGAGGAGAUGAGAUACAUUGAUGCGGUAGAAGGAGAUGAAGGGAGGAUGUGCAUCAACAUGGAAUGGGGCGCCUUUGGAGAUGAUGGAGUACUCGAUGACAUCCGCACAGAGUUUGACAGAGAGAUUGAUAUGGGCUCACUCAAUCCUGGCAAGCAACUAUUUGAGAAGAUGAUCAGUGGCAUGUACAUGGGGGAACUUGUCAGGCUCAUCCUGGUGAAGAUGGCCAAGGAAGAAAUGCUUUUUGGUGGGAAGCUUAGUCCGGACCUCCUCACUACUGGCCGCUUUGAGACCAAAGAUGUAUCUGAUAUUGAAGGGGAAAAGGAUGGCAUUAAGAAAGCCCUCGACAUUCUGACUCGGUUGGGCCUGCAACCAUCCCAGGAGGACUGUGUGGCCACACAUCGCAUCUGCCAGAUCGUAUCUACCCGCUCAGCCAACCUGUGUGCAGCUACUCUUGCUGCCGUUCUUCGACGUAUCAAGGAAAAUAAAGGUGAUGACCGACUCCGUUCCACUAUUGGAGUAGAUGGCUCCGUCUACAAGAAGCACCCACAUUUCGCCAUCCGUCUCCACAAGGCCGUCAGACGUCUGGUGCCAGAUUGUGAUGUCCGCUUUCUCCGCUCAGAAGAUGGCAGUGGCAAGGGGGCUGCCAUGGUGACAGCCGUGGCAUACCGUCUGGCUGACCAACACCGGGCUCGACAGAAGAUCCUGGAAGCUCUGAAGCUGAGCCAUGAUCAGCUGUUGGAAGUCAAAAAGAAGAUGAAAAGAGAUAUGGAGCGUGGCCUGGGCAAAGAGACACAUGCUGCCGCUUCUGUCAAGAUGCUGCCAACUUAUGUGUGUGCGACACCUGAUGGUACAGAGAAAGGUGACUUCCUGGCCCUAGACCUUGGUGGGACAAACUUCCGAGUGCUACUGGUGCGUGUGAGAAAUGGGAUGAGACGAGGUGUAGAAAUGCAUAACAAGAUCUACGCCAUUCCUCAAGAAGUCAUGCAUGGCACUGGGGAUGAGCUCUUUGAUCACAUUGUCCAAUGCAUUGCGGACUUCCUGGAAUACAUGGGAAUGAAAGGAGUGUCUCUACCCUUGGGCUUCACCUUCUCCUUCCCUUGCCAGCAGAAUAGCCUGGAUGAGAGUAUUCUCCUGAAAUGGACAAAGGGCUUCAAAGCAACUGGUUGUGUGGGAGAGGAUGUGGUUGGCCUGCUGAAGGAUGCCAUUAAUCGACGAGAGGAAUUUGAUCUGGAUGUUGUUGCUGUUGUGAAUGACACUGUGGGUACCAUGAUGACUUGUGGCUACGAAGACCCUCACUGUGAAGUGGGACUCAUAGUUGGCACUGGUAGUAAUGCCUGUUACAUGGAAGAGAUGCGUAACGUGGAGCUAGUGGAAGGGGAUGACGGGAGGAUGUGUAUCAACAUGGAGUGGGGUGCUUUUGGGGAUGAUGGCUGCCUGGAUGAUAUCCGAACUGAGUUUGACUUGGCUGUAGAUGAGCUUUCACUCAACCCAGGAAAACAGAGAUUUGAGAAGAUGAUUAGUGGCAUGUACCUAGGAGAGAUUGUACGCAACAUUCUCAUCAACUUCACCAAACGUGGACUGCUGUUUCGUGGACGGAUCUCAGAACGACUGAAGACAAGGGGGAUAUUUGAAACCAAAUUUUUAUCUCAGAUUGAGAGUGAUUGCUUGGCCUUGCUUCAAGUCCGAACCAUCCUGCGGCACCUGGGCCUGGAGAGCACCUGUGAUGACAGUAUCAUUGUCAAAGAGGUCUGCACCGUAGUGGCGAGGCGAGCAGCCCAGCUGUGUGGGGCCGGCAUGGCAGCCGUAGUGGACAAAAUACGGGAGAACCGCCAGCUGGAUUCACUCAAAGUCACCGUAGGGGUCGAUGGGACUCUAUACAAGCUACAUCCCCACUUUGCAAAAGUCAUGCACGAGACAGUGAAGGAGCUGGCUCCCAAGUGCGAUGUUUCCUUCUUGGAGUCUGAGGACGGCAGUGGGAAGGGAGCCGCUCUCAUCACUGCUGUGGCCUGCAGGAUCCGAGAUGCUGGACAGCGAUAGAGAAAUAACUGAGCCCAGGGAAGAAGUAUCAGGGGCUUUUUCUUGACUGCCUCCUCUUUCCCUUUUUUUUUUUUUUUUUUUUUUUUUAAAAGAAGAAAAACAUCCUCUGGUAAAUUGUAAGUGAACUUGUACCAUGCUGAAUCUCCAUACCCUGGUGUCACAGACUGACUCCCUUGCCUUUUUUUCUUUUUAAAAAAAAUUUAAUAGGACACCAUGGUCCUACAUUUUGUCCUGAGUUCUGUUGAGUGCCCAGAACUUGCACCUUCGCAGGUUUAGCCAAGUAUCAUGUGGCUGUAUUCACAAAUCCAGUCAGUUCUCAUCUCCUUCAAAAGCCAGCAAUCUUUAGUUUUUGCUAACCUCUCCAUCAUCCAGUGAAAGGCAACAACACCCAGAGUGCUCCUGGGUUUCUCUCCACUCUGCAUGCAGGGCACAUCUGUAGGAUCUUUUACAAUGGCGUGCUUGAUGAUGUUAGCCUCUACAGCUUAGAGGCAGCAAAAUCUAGGAGAUGCUAGAUCCUUACUUCAACCCCUGGCCCAAGAUAUCUGUGAUCUGGGGUGCAGCAGAGCUUCCACAAGAUCUUGGGCAUCUGCCUUUUUCCCUGAGCCUCCAUAAAAGUAUAAAGAAGGACUGACUUCAAUGAGAGUGACCUGGAAGCCCAGAUGUGGGAGUGCAGAGGUGGGCUGCCUCUCCUGGUAUGGUUCUGCGCACUCGACAGCUGCCAGCAAGCCAUGAGCCUGUUUGCUGGCUGUCCCUUUCUCUAGAAGUGAAAACACUGUAUUUUCCAGCUGUCUGUAGAGCAAGGUUUAUUAAGUCUGCCAAGUCGGUCUGUACCUGAUAGUGUAGGUAAUGUGUGAAGUUUAUAUGUGUUAUAUUUAUAUAUAGUUUCUUUUAUGUACAUAGUCACAUAAACUGCUCAGACUAUCCAUGGGAAUAAAAUUAUGUAGUUCAAAGUCAGAAACACAAAGUUGCUGUGCUCCUUUUGCAGAUGGUUUCUUACUAUGUUAUGAGGAGAGGGAGGGUUAAGGAAGGUGGUGACACAGUGACUGUGUCUUUGCUUGUCUGUCUCCUCCCUCCUUCCUUGGGGCAGUGUGGAUACUUAGGGGUGGCAGGGGUGGGUAGCACACUCAAACCAACCAUGGUAAAGUGGCUGCCUUGUCUUCUUUCCUGGGGGAACCAGACCACAGCCAUGAAGCUUGAUCUCACUGCCAUGGGCCCCCCUCUUUAUUUGUACAGUUCACAGCCGUGUAGGAAGAUCAGUCCACACAUGACAUCCAGCAGAGAGCAAUGAGCCAAAGGGAAGGGAAGCCAUUUCAACUCGACUCAUACCCCAGAGUCCUAAUUCCCAACAGUUUUCUUGUGCAGUCUGCAGGAGGAGGUAUCAUAGCCCUUUGUCGUAGAGAGAUAGGUCCAGAGACAUAGUUCAGUCUUAUAAUAUGACCAUUCACUGGCCCAUCAAAAACAUUGAAAACAAAACCACCCACACCCAAAACUCUGGGGCAACCAGGUUGGCUGGCUGUUUGCUGCCAGCAAAUUGUAUUUGGGGUUUAUUUUGUAAAUAUUUCACAUGAGAUGGUGUCUGGCAAUGUCUGUACCAGUGUGUGUGGCUCCCAUUGGUCUGGCGUCCAUCAGUACUUUUGUGUAUUUUUAUAUAGUCUUUGUUUCAAGCUGCUGGGCACGAUGAGGGUGCCAAGUGAUGCUGCUCUGUGUGCUUUGCAUUGCAAGAGCACAAAUCUGGAAGCCUGUUUCUGGGGAGAAUCUCUGAAAUGUUUAUGUUUUUUAUAAGCUUAAACUAUAUAUACAUAUAUAUAUAUAUAUAUAAAAUAGAGAAUGACCCUGAGAUGCAGCUUAAGUAGAUAGAAGAAUCCUAAUAGUGUAAAUUAAAAAAAAAAUGAUUUAGUGGGAUUUUAAGUUAACAAAAUUAAAAUAUGGUAGGGUGGGAUCAUAGAAUAUAUAGAUCAUGGGAGCUGGAAGGGAAUGUUAGCAUUUAGAAGGUAAAGUGCUAGACCUGGAAGAGACCUUAAAAUUUGAAAGUAUAACUGACCCCCUUAUUUUGGAGAAAACAGGACCAGUGAAAAAAGGAGAAAUUACUUGCCCAAAGUCAGGAACAAGUUUAAUAGUAGAACCAGGAAAGGAACCAGGGAUUCUUAUCCUUGAGCUUCCUCAUUUUAUUGUAGGCUGCCUCCCAAGAUAAAACCAACUAGAAAAUGACAUAUGUUGUAAUUGUUUUAAAAUAUAAAAGCUGUUCUAGCAAGGUUGGUCUGAUAGGUGACCAGAUAACUUUUGGCCAGGACUGGCUGGUUUUGAUGACUUUGAUUGGGUGGACGGACAUUCUGGGAAAGGUCCCAUGGCAAGUGUAGGAGGACAACUGCAUAUAUUUUUUGACCAAGUGUGAAGCAUAUCCUUUGGCUUUGUGAAUCGCCAUAGCUAGUCUCAGCUAGUGUAACAGCUAGUUCAUUUACGGAUCUUCACAAGUAAGAAUUUGACAGAGCCAAGGGAAAGGCACAAUUUAAGGGAUUCCCAACUCACUGUUACACCAGAAGGCCUUAGGCUAGGAUUUCUCAGGGACUUCCCCCACCAUCCCAGGAGCUCAGGAUUGAAGCAGGGCUACAAGAGCCCUAGAGAGCCAGGGCUAUGCUUGGAUGAAGAUACAAAGGUAUUCUUAAUACAAUGUCUCUUUGCAGUAAGAAACUUAAAAACGUGGACUUCUUCAUUGUUCAUGUAAGGCGGAUGAAUUCAUUCACCUUAGCCUGGGAGCUAUGGAAAAGGGAGAGGGCCCAACUUGCAUUAUUUCCCUCAAAUCCAUCCUUUUUCACUCUUCCUCAUGCCAUGAAUGUGAUCAUUUAAUAUGUUUUUGCAAAAAAGAUUAUUCUAUACAAUUCCAUAAAAAGAAUCACCCACGGGAGAAUUUCUGUAUUGGUACAAGUAUAGGCCCACUUUCCCACCAAAUUAGUUAAAAGUUAAAAGUUAUAUUAAAGUGUGAUCUAUCAAAUUGGUAUUACUUUUUAGUGUAUACCUAUGGAUUUAUUGCUUUUAAAAAAGAUUUCAUUUUUACAGGUGUAACCUGUGUUUGGGGGUUGAGGGAGAGGGCCAAUAUAUGAUAUAUAAAUAUAUUUUUUCAAACUUGAAAGCUAGGGAUCAUCUAUAAAUUAUGUUAUUUUGGGGGGACACAAGAACAGUCCUGUGGAUUGCCUCAAUCAACAUUGAAAAGUUAAAUACAGGACUCUUGGAAAGGCACUCUUGUUUUAAGGUUAUUUCCUGGUUCCAAUUGACAGCCUGCACUGAUACUGCUUUGCUGAUAGAGCUACACUGAAUUCUGUUUGAAGUAUUCCAUGUAACAGAUGUGAACCGAAGGCCCCGUCUGUGUCAAAGUUUAUCCCAGAGAAGAUGUCCUCUGUAUAGUAACUAUUUAAACUACCUACCUGUACAUGUUAAGUAUUCUUAAUAAAAUUUUGAAAUUUUU